Molecule: messenger RNA, 621 nt
Organism: Thermochaetoides thermophila DSM 1495
Lineage: Eukaryota; Fungi; Ascomycota; Sordariomycetes; Sordariales; Chaetomiaceae
Exons: 4
Coding region: 1-621 (206 amino acids)
Biological process (GO): cellular response to oxidative stress; hydrogen peroxide catabolic process; cell redox homeostasis
Cellular component (GO): peroxisome; cytoplasm; cytosol
Molecular function (GO): thioredoxin peroxidase activity
Source: RefSeq, a predicted model, not a curated record
AUGAUUCGACCUACAGCGUUUCGCACACUUGCAACAGCAGCUCGUGUCACUGCGCGCGUGCCUGUUGUCCGGGCCGCCCCGCCCCGAAUUAGCCACACAUUCCACACAACAGCGCGGGCAUUUGUGAAAGUUGGCGAUCCGCUUCCGGAUACGGAUGCGUUGAUGGAGGGGUCGCCUGGACAGAGAGUGAAUUUGGCCGAGGAAGCUCAGAAGGUGAACAACAUGCUCAUUAUCGGCGUGCCGGCCGCCUACUCGCCUGGCUGCUCGACCACACACAUCCCGGGGUACUUGAACCACCCUAAGACGCGGGAGUUCGACAUGGUGGCAGUCGUCUCUGUCAAUGACGUUUUUGUCAUGAAAGCCUGGGGUGACUCGCUUGACCCCUCCGGGGACGUUGGCAUCCGCUUCCUUGCCGACCCGACCGGCCGCUUCACCAGGAUGCUCGACAUGGCCUGGGACGGGACGGCCAUUUUUGGCGGGGAGCGCAGCAAGCGGUACGCGCUAGUCGUCGAGCAGGGCCGGGUCAAGACGGUGGCGGUCGAGCCGGACAACACGGGUUUGAGUGUGUCGCUUGCUGAGAAGGUUCUGGGACCUGCCCCCCAGCACAAGCUGACUGAAUAA